This is a messenger RNA of Megalopta genalis, 1601 nucleotides long. RefSeq lists its product as uncharacterized. The record is from RefSeq and is a predicted model, not a curated record. NCBI's taxonomy places the organism in Eukaryota, Metazoa, Arthropoda, Insecta, Hymenoptera, Halictidae.
CGUGGUAGAACCAAAAUGAGUCGGCUCGGACGGCCCGGAAGUGGCUUAACGAAAACUCAGCACCUUCGUGAAGCAAAGACGAGUGCUUUGUUAAGAGAACUGAAACAGAAAGAAACAGUAGCAAGAGGUCAGCAGCAAGAUGUAUUUAAGGCUCGAAAGAGAGUAUUGCGUGAACCAAAGAAGGUGGACUUUCAAAGGCCGGGAAUGACUAAAGCAAUGAUUGCCAGAAUGCAGGCAGCAGAAAAAGUCAAGCAGGAAUACGAGCGUAAAAAGCAUGAAGAAAUGAUCGGUGAACGAAUACCAAGAAGAACACCCGCUCCAGUAGGAGGUGAUUCCAGGAUCGGUAGAGAAAGGCUUCCGCAUGCAAGAAAAUCUCUACCUAUGGCUGCAGCUUCAUCGAGGGGUGCAAUCCCACGAUCAAGAUCAAGACCACCUGACGAGACUGUACCUAGACAAACUACUGAAUUAGCUAGAAUGAUGAACGCUGAUGUAAUCAGUGCUGAACCAGUUGGGCAAGGACCAAUCAGCAAUAUUGUAAUACCUCCUGGAACAGUAAACGAGAAUCGCACUACCAUUAUUAGCGUACCACAACCUGCAGACAUUGAUCCAAAAGAAACAUCGCAAAUUGCAAAUCGCUCUAUUCAAGUGAUCAGUGAUGCUCUCGAUGAGCAAGAUGCUACAGAAGCUGAAGCAGUGCAAAUUAAAUUAGAAGAUUUACAACAAGCUAGACGAGAUUUUGUUAUGACAGUAGCAAACGUUUCUGUUAACAUUGCGGAUGAAACUCCACCUGAGUUUGGUUCUUUUGUGGAAUACACACCUCCUCCUCCUCCUCCUCCUCCUAGACAAAUAAUAAGAGUUCCUGAUGUGGAGAGUGAAAUGUUUCAACCUGAACAUGGAAUCGAUCAUCCAAAUAUUGUUGCAGCUCGUGAAUUUCUGCGAAAAGCUAAAGAAGCUAUGGCAGCAAGAGUAGCAGACAGAAAAUUAGAAGAAGAAUUUGAAAGAAUAGCAGAAGAAGUUUCAGAUGACUUACACUUAAAUGUUCCUUUUGAAGAAGAACUUUAUGUAGAUAAAGAUAUAUCUUGGGAGGAAGACGAAAAAUUAGGCACAGCCAUACCUGUUCAAUCCAGAGUUAAAGCUCAUGCAUCUCCUAUUCCACAGCAGCAACAAACCUACAAACAUAAAACGUUUGAUCCAGAGGAAUUAGAGAGGUUCUUUGAUGUUGAACGUUAUCCUCCAUGUCCAGUAUGUGGACCACCUCCGGGUAGAGCGAUGCUGCCUUCAGAUUUAUGGGAGUUAGAGGAUCCAUGGUAUAAACCAAUGCCAGAACCUGAUGUACCUGACUUAAUAGAAUUUGAUUUAAUUGAUUUUUGAACGAAAUCUGACCUAUUUAAUACUAGGCAAAUAAAUAGAACCAUCCAUAUAAUAGAUUCAAAGUUAACAGAGGGGAAAUUUAAAAUAUUAGUAAUAAAUUCUUUGCUACCUACACUUUUGUUUAUUAAUUAUUGAUAUUCAAUUAAUUUGUUUUUAAACGGAAUUGAUGAUCCAUAAUUGCAUAAUGUAAAUAAGAACAACUAAGAAAUAAAAGAGAAUAUUUAAACAUU